Messenger RNA from Drosophila suzukii, 4936 nucleotides. RefSeq lists its product as uncharacterized. Gene Ontology annotation, molecular function: protein binding. Gene Ontology annotation, cellular component: extracellular region. The record is from RefSeq and is a predicted model, not a curated record. Lineage: Eukaryota; Metazoa; Arthropoda; Insecta; Diptera; Drosophilidae.
GAUCGGUGUGUGGAGACGGUAAUAAAUUUGAGCAAUACAAAAAAAAGACUCUUCUUCGGAAAGGCAAAGACCAGAAGACUCUUCUUGUGGUCAAGGAUGAUCGAACCCUCGAGUGACGGUGAAGUGCAAGCAUAAAAAAACAAACAGAUCGAAGUAACAGCAAUCGGUGGAGUCAUAUUUUUGUUUUGUGCCUCUUAGAAACAGUGGAUAUAAGAAAACCUCACCCCAGACAGCUGUGAAGCGAACAAAUUUUCCUCUUUUUUCCGCCGCCGCACAUGUACAUCUAUAUGGUUCAUUAAAAGUGUGGCAGAACUUUGGCACUGGCGACGAGUAACGACGACGACUUCGACUUCGACGACGACCUGUGGCAAUGCCCCGGCGAAUUGUGCGGGUAAUUUCCAGCUCGGUUUAAUUUGGUCUAAGUCUAAGCCAAAUGGGCAUGCGCACCGUUGGCCGCUGUCAUUCGAAAGUUGCCUCUGCGUGACACACAUUCGAGCAUUAGAGUUGGACUCUUCUCCACACCGGCAGACAAGUUGGAGCGCUGCCCUGCCGCAUCUGGGAGAUACAGAUACACCAAAGGGGGACUGGCAGCCAGGGGAUUAUUCUGCUCUGGCCUGGGCCCAAGUCCAAAGUCGGCUCUGUUGCAUUAUUCAUGCUCUUCGGCGGCAAGCACAUCGCCAUCGACCGCAUCCCCAUCCACAUCCACGUCCACGCAACGGGAACGGCAUCCACGAACGAAGAUGACGCUGCGCUUAGUCAGCAUAUUAUCGGCGGCACUACUUCUCCUUUGGCCCGCACAGCUGGAUGCAUUUAUCACACCGAAUACAGGGUGUCACCACAAUGGCACGUGGUUCGCGGACAAAUCGGUGGUGCCCAGCAUGGAGAAGUGCCUGAGUUGCCAGUGUAACCGGAAGACGCUGGUGUGUCGGCUGAAGGUCUGUCCCGAAAUGCCCAUGCCACCGCCCCGAGGUUGUGUAGUGGUCCAGAAGAAGAGCUCCUGCUGCCCCUAUCUUUCCUGCGCCAGAUUGGAUGCGUUCUACAAGAUACCCACCAAGCGACGCAUCAUCGCGUAUCUGGAUCACUAUGAGAGGGAGUCCAUCGAUCGGGUGGUCAAUGAUAAUAUGCUCCAAAGACGAUCAGAUGAUUCCGACACGGAUCUGUUCGUUUGUGUGAAAAAUGGAACCGUCUAUAAGUCUGGGUCUGCAAUGUCAUCUUCGAAUUUGUGCAGCUACUGCUAUUGUAUAGGUGGCACCGAGAAGUGUGUGAAGCCGAAGUGCAUGCUGCCCGUGGACGGCUGCAAACCCAUUUUCGUGGACUCCACUUGCUGUCCCGUACGAUAUGACUGCAGUAGCAAGACCUCGGGGAAGUCCUCGCAGGAGGUGCGCUACAGGAAGACAUCGAACAAGCACUUCCAGCGCAUGUCGCAGCGUCUGCAGCGCAAUCGAGGCUGCACUGUGGGCGCCCAGUUCUACGCAGAGGGUCAGAAGAUGCGGUCGGAUGCGGACAAGCCCUGCGACAUAUGCUUCUGCAUCCGGGGAACAAGGCGGUGUGCCCCCAAGAAGUGCUCCCCGGCUCUGAAGAACUGUAUUCCGGUGGUGCCGAAGGGCCAGUGCUGCCCAUCGAGUUACGACUGUGGCAGUCAGCGGGACUAUCGCAGAUCGCACAAUUCUAGGCAGUUCAAUCUGUACAAUAUGCUCUUUGGCAAGGAGGAGCCGGAGCCACAGGGGACAGCUUUGAUACCCCAAAAUUCCAUGGCCGAGAGAUAUCCGCACGAUCGUCAUCCCACGAGAGCUGCUGCGGGGAAUCCCCUGGAGGUCAGCAGUGAGAAGAGCAUUAUGGAUACCCUUCGCGAGGGUCUUGAGUUUAUCGAUGGAAAUAACAACAAAAUGCUGGCCAACAAUUUGGACCUUGUGGGUAUUGGAACCACGCAAGCACCACCUUUGAUGAGAACGGAGUCCAGUGAGGAGGUAAGCAGCACUACGGCCCUGAGCUUUUUCGAUCUGCUCUUGGGUCCCACUACGGAGAACACGGGGCACGAAGAAGUUAGCCAGCCAGAGUCAACUACGGCUAAGAACACACUCUCCUGGAUGGAUAUCCUGCUGGGACCUGAUGAGGAGGACCUGAACCCCAAAACGGAAGCGUAUUCGGAGACGAGUACCCCACUGAAUCAAGCCGCAGAGUUCAGACCUUCAACAAAAGGCAUAAAGCGCAUUGCAGAGGACUUUGAUGAGCAGUUGGACAGCGGAGAAAUGGCAGCGGGUGAGCUGCCGGCGGAGGCCCAACAAAUUGGUCUGGCGAAUGCCGGAAUUUGGCCAACACCAGCCACCGAGGUUAUGCCGCCUCGAAAGGAGGAACCCAGUCUAUUGACAGCCUUGAUGGAUGGUUUGUCUGGUAUACUCGAAGAACCCCUCAACCAGACCUCUACGACUACAACCACAACCACUGAGAGACCAACCACUCACGCUCCACCGAUGUUUAGACCCCUGCCGAGUGGCAAGCCCCUUCACACCCGAAUCAACUCGAAACUGGCCAAUCUCACGGUGACACCCCCCAUGCUGGUGGUGACCAGCAAAUAUGGUCAGCCGGUGACCCACAGAACGGCAGAUAAGAGGGUCAAUGGGUCAACCACUAGCCCCACAAUAGUCAAAGCCCCUGUAAAACCAAGUAAUAGCACAACCCAGCGAACAAAACUAGAUACUGCCAUCAAAACCACAGCAAAACCAAGCACUACGGUCAAACCCAAGAUGAAGACUACGAGAAAAACUACAACCACACCGAAAACUACAACACCCAAGCCAACUACUCCAAAACCUUCAACAACAAAGUCCACCACUCCAAAACCCACCACCCCGAAACCCACCACACAGAAGCCCACCACUCCGUUACCAUCUUCUCCGAAACCCACAACCACUUCCACAACAACAACAACCACUAUACGAUCCACAAGCAAACCGAAAUUUAAGCCAAAGCCCAAACCUUAUGUAACUAGCACUCCGAAACCUAUGGUGAUCAAAACAAACCCAAGUAUUUUGGAAGCCGAACCACUGGACACCAAUGGUGAACCCACAUUGCCACCCAGUCUGCCGAAUCUGAAAAUAAUACCGUUCCUCCCAACCGAUGCUGUGGACACGGUUCCCAAGGAAAAGUAUCCGCCAAACUUCUAUCAGCAGAAAGUGGCCUCCGAUAAAAUGGAUGUGGUUGGAUAUGACACCAUUGAUGAUUCGGUGGCUCUAUUUUCUCAAUCCCAGCCCGAUCAGGCUGCCUACAAGUACAAGUUCAAUGUGGAAGUUCCAGCCGUGGAAUCCGCACCAGAACCUGUGGUUCAUGUGGGUGGGAAAUAUGAGGGCAGUGCGGCUUACGUUAACUUCGAUUUCGAUAGUCCGGUGGUGCCGCCCCCUCACAAUGGAUUCUCACCACCCACCGAAACGGAGGGAGGAUUCAUGCCCAAGGAACCACUGGUUAUCGAUGGGGAGGUUCUCCAGGAGCAUGUCACCUCAAGCGGAAUCAAUGGACCAGCUGAUAACUUCCAUGUUACGCAGCACAUUAUCGAUAUCACAACAUCGGGGUCACAGGCAAAUGAUACCGCGCCGAUAGAAAUAACCACACCCGAUCCUUUCAAGGAUGUCAUACACACUGAGCCGCCGCCCAAUCUCGAUGAAUUAAUCGUUGACAAGAAGCCCAUCGAAGAGCAUAUCGAGACCGUCACAUACAGUGUCAGCAAUUCAACAGCCUCAUCUAAAUCCUCAACCAGCAGCAGCAGUACAACAACAACAACAACAACGACGACAACCAAGCCAACAACAACGGAAAAGGAAACCCCCUUGAUAGAUAAAUAUGAAAUCAAUAAAUUAGAUAAGCUCUUGGAUGAGCUGCUCGGUAUGGAGUUGUCCAAAGAAGAGGUAGUGAGCAGCACAGUGCCAGCAUUUAAGCAACUGCCAACGGAAAAAUCCGUAGCAACAGCAACAGCAGCAGCAGCAACAGCAACACCGGCAGCAGCAACAAGCACACCAGCAACAACAGCCACAAGUCGGCCAACAGCGACGACACGUGCUCCGGCCAAAAAGGGAAAUAGCAAAACGAAAAACAAACAGACCAACGGCAAUAGACGCAAAGUCCAGAAUGCCACGCGACGCCAAAGCACAGCAGCAACCACUAGAGCCCCACCAGCAACAUCAUCGGCAUCAUCUGCGUCAACAACCACGGGGCAGCCCACAACAACGAAGAGCACUCUGCAUCCAUUUUUAAACUCCCCGUUCGACAAAUUACCCUUCAUGGAUACCAGCUAUGAGGUAAGACCGCACCGAUUGCAGCCGCAGCAGCAGCAGGCGUUGCAGGCACCGCAGCAACAGCAGCAACAUGAGCAGCCACCGCAGCAAUUCCACCAUUACCAACAUGCAACAAGACCUCCGACAACCGUUCCCCCGGCAACAUCCCCGGAGGAUGUGCCUCAGGAUUUGGGAUCGGGUUCGGUUUCGGGGGAGAGGAACGGAAGUGGCGGAGCAGGAGGAUUUCCGGGUGGCGAUGAUCCCCUCGGUCAGCUGAAACUGGCGGGCUGCAACAUUUACGGACGCAUGUACCGGGUGGGUCGGAUUAUCGUGGAAUUAUCCAGCCAGUGCCUGGAAUGCAAAUGCACCGAGGUGGGCGUCAAGUGCGGCCCAUUAGACUGUUAAUUUAGAUAUCCCCCAAGAUCGAAAUCCCCCCGGGAGUGUAUAGAAGUUAAGUGUCAGUUCGUAGCAAUAGUUUGUAGUUCGUAUGCUAAUCCCUAGCUGUAACUAACUAAAAGGUAGUGUAGGCCUUCUCUAGACCCUAAGUUGUAUUAUAGAAAAAGUAAUCCCUUUGAGAACAAUCUUUAUCUUUAGCAAGGCAUUUAUAAAAUCCAUAAACUAAGAUUAUUGUAAGAAGACAUAUACAUUAAAUGGCUAUAAUAAAAUACAUU